This is a messenger RNA of Drosophila kikkawai, 830 nucleotides long. It is a transcript of the gene RpL19, whose product is annotated as ribosomal protein L19. The record is from RefSeq and is a predicted model, not a curated record. Gene Ontology annotation, cellular component: ribosome; cytosolic large ribosomal subunit. Gene Ontology annotation, biological process: translation. NCBI's taxonomy places the organism in Eukaryota, Metazoa, Arthropoda, Insecta, Diptera, Drosophilidae. Gene Ontology annotation, molecular function: RNA binding; structural constituent of ribosome.
GCCGAGCCGUCAGCCCUAUCGAUAGCUCAAUCGAUAGUUUGACAGCCCCCUCACUUCCGGCUGUCAAAUUUUUCUUUCUUUCCACGACGAGGAUUCCGACAGCAUGAGUUCUCUUAAACUCCAGAAGAGGCUCGCAGCCUCCGUACUGCGAUGCGGCAAGAAGAAGGUCUGGUUGGACCCCAAUGAGAUCAACGAGAUCGCCAACACAAACUCGCGCCAGAACAUUCGCAAGCUGAUCAAGGAUGGUCUGAUCAUCAAGAAGCCCGUCGUGGUCCACUCCCGCUACAGGGUGCGCAAGAACACCGAGGCGCGCCGGAAGGGACGCCACUGCGGAUUCGGCAAGCGCAAGGGUACAGCGAACGCCCGUAUGCCCACCAAGCUGCUGUGGAUGCAGCGCCAGCGUGUGCUGCGACGUCUGCUGAAGAAGUACCGCGACAGCAAGAAGAUCGACCGGCACUUGUACCAUGACCUGUACAUGAAGUGCAAGGGUAAUGUGUUCAAGAACAAGCGUGUCCUGAUGGAGUACAUCCACAAGAAGAAGGCCGAGAAGCAGCGCAGCAAGCUGUUGGCUGACCAGGCCGAGGCCCGCCGACAGAAGGUGCGCGAAGCCCGCAAGCGCCGCGAGGAGCGUAUUGCCACCAAGAAGCAGGAGCUCAUUGCUCUGCAUGCCAAGGAGGACGAGAUCGCUGCCAAGGCUGCUACCGCGGGUCACUAAGUAGUCCAGGCCUCGCUGGUCGGGCGGGGCACACAACAAUAUUGAUAGUACUUGGUUAUCAACUGAAUAAAACAAAACUUUAGUUUGGCCGAAAUGAUUUUGUACAAACGUGAAA